AUGACCAUGAGAGUUGCCUACAUCUUCACCACAUCCAUCUCAUUCCUUCUCUUGCUUAUCUCCGUUGCGCUUGCAAAGGAUCAUGGCAUCAGCUACCUUGGGCCAGGUUCCUCCAUCUCCACCAACAGCAGCAGCAACAGCACAACCACCACCAUCCUUUUAUCGCCCAGCGGUGCCUUCGCCUGUGGGUUCUAUAGGGUGGCCACCAACGCUUUCACCUUCUCCAUCUGGUUCACCGGCUCAUCAGGGAAGACCGUCGCUUGGACGGCUAACCGCGAUGUGCCCGUGAACGGUAGGGGAUCCAGGCUCUCCUUCCAAGAGCACGGGGGCUUGGCCCUGCUUGACUACGAUGGCACGGCCGUCUGGAGCACCAACAUGACCGCCGCUCGUGCAAGCCGAGCAGAGCUUCUCGACAGCGGCAACCUUGUCGUCGUGGAUCAGGACCAUCGGCAACUUUGGAAGAGCUUCGACUCAGCGACCGACACGCUUCUGCCAUCCCAGCCCAUGACCCGGUACGUACAGCUGGUAUCUGCAUCUGCCAGGGGUCUGCUCUACACAGGGUUCUAUACGUUGUACUUUGACAGUGACAAUCAGCUAAAACUCAUCUACGAUGGCCCCGAGAUUAGUAGCAUAUAUUGGCCCAACCCUGCCAACAAACUGUGGGUAAAUCAGAGGAGCGCUUACAACCGUAGUCGUUAUGCUGUUCUUCAACAGACAGGCCAGUUUUUCUCGAGUGACAACUCGUCAUUUGAUGCUUCUGAUCUUGGUGAAAAGGUCAUGAGGAGGUUGACUCUGGAUUACGAUGGCAACCUUAGGCUGUAUAGCCUAAACGCAACAAGCGGCGAUUGGUCAGUCUCUUGGAUGGCACUCCGCCGAGUCUGCGAUGUACAUGGACUAUGUGGCAAAAACAGCCUAUGCAAAUACAUACCAAAGCUCGAGUGCUCUUGCCUCGAAGGCUUCGAGGUGGUUGAUGCAAGCAACUGGAGCAAAGGGUGCAGGCGCAAGGCAAACAUAACAGCCAGCUGGGACGACCGGAGAAGACAUGAGGCAAACAACAUGGCCACUUUUUCGUUCAGUAAGCUUGCACAAACUGACUUUUACCAGCAUGACUUGGAGUACGCAGACUCGGUGCCAUUCUUGCAGUGCAAAGAGGCAUGCUCGGACAAUGUUGAUUGCCAAGCUUUUUCGUACCGACGAGGAGAAGGCAAAUGUUAUCCAAAGGUCUCUCUUCUGAAUGGCAAGAACUUCCCAGACCCUUACAAUGACAUUUAUCUGAAAGUUCCCAAGGUAGUGAUGUCUACGCCAGAAUUGGCUUCUACAGUAACCCACGAAUGCAAAAUUCAUGAAAAAGAAGCAGACAUUUCAUCGCGGAUGUUCAAGGGUGCCAUUUCCAAGUUCAAGGUUGGCUACUUCCUUUCUUCAGCAUUAACGCUGCUUUUCAUCGAAGUAGCUUUAAUCAUCGCUGGUUGUUUGGUAGUUUACAAAUGGAAGAUAGGACCAGAGGUUACAGAUGAAGGUUACACGAUAAUAUCCAGCCAGUUCCGAAUAUUUAGUCACAGUGAGUUACUGAAAGCAACCAAUUGCUUCCAGGAAGAGCUAGGAAGUGGUGGGUCAGGAGCAGUUUACAAAGGAGUCCUUGAUGAUGAAAGGACGGUUGCAGUGAAGAAGCUAAACGAUGUGAUCCAUGGAGAGCAGGAGUUCAGGUCUGAGCUAAGUGUCAUAGGCAGAAUUUAUCAUAUGAAUCUGGUCAGAAUUUGGGGGUUUUCUGUCGAGAAGACGUGCAAGCUCUUGGUUUCUGAGUUCAUCGAGAAUGGUUCUUUAGACAGAGCUCUGUUUGAUUACCAAAGAAUAAUCCCUGUGCUCCAAUGGAACCAAAGGUAUAAUAUUGCACUUGGGGUGGCAAAAGGACUGGCCUAUCUCCACCAUGAGUGCCUUGAAUGGAUAGUGCAUUGUGAUGUCAAACCAGAGAACAUAUUGUUAGAUAAAGACUUUGAGCCCAAGAUUGCAGAUUUUGGACUGGUUAAGCUACAAAAGCGAGGAUCAAGAGCACUGAUGUUGUCAAGGGUACAUGGGACCAGAGGAUAUAUUGCACCGGAAUGGGCUCUAAACCUUCCAAUCACUGGCAAGGCCGAUGUUUACAGCUAUGGAGUAGUUCUUCUUGAGUUAGUGAAGGGGAUUCGGGUUUCUAGUUGGAUGGUCGACGCUGAGGAGGAGGUGGAAAUGGCUGUUAGAUGCUCUACUGAAAUUCUUAAAGAGAAACUAGCAGGUGAAGACCAGUCAUGGCUUCUGGAGUUUGUCGACCACAGACUGGAUGGAGAAUUCAACCAUUCAGAAGCGAUGGUAAUGCUUAAGAUAGCAGUAUCAUGUGUGGAAGAAGAGAGGAGCAGAAGACCGAGCAUGAGCCAUGUCUUACCACUUCUCCGCAGUCGUUACUUGGAGGGGUUUGUUGAUGGCACUCUGCCGUGCCCGCCGCCAUACCAUCCAGGGCAUCAUGCGUGGGUGGCUCAGGAUCAGGCCAUCCUCUCCGCCAUCCAGUCCUCUCUUACGGAGGGGGUCUCGUCACUGGUCAUCUUCGCCUCUACAUCUCGGGACGCGUGGACGGCUCUUCACACCAGUUUUGCUUCGCAGUCUCAGGCGCGGGCUCAUGCCAUUCGCACUGCGCUUGGGGAGGUGAAGCUUCAUGAUCUCACCGUCACUGACUACUUCAACAAGGUGAGGGGUAUGGCUGACACACUUGCCUCCAUUGGCAAGGAGCUUGGUCCGGAGGAGUUCACUUCCUAUGUACUCAACGGACUGAGCGACGACUAUGAUAAUUUGGUGGAGAAUAUCAAUGGUCGUGACACUCCCAUCCAGCCACGAGAGUUGUACGCACGUCUCCUUGCUACCGAGCAGCGCAUCCAGGCUCGCCGGUCUACGUCGAGUUUUCCUUCCGCCAACGCUGCAACACGUGGGAAGGGCAAGCCCUCCAAGCCACCAACGGGUGGUAAGCCUCCGCCGACCGCGACUAAUUCGCGGAACACCACUACCUCGACAGGAGGUCGAGUCCGUGCCUGUUGCCCUUCAUGUGGUGCUCAGAUUCCCUGCCAGCUAUGUGGGCUUGAUGGUCACCUUGCUUCUCGUUGCCAUCGUCGCUUCAAGCAGGAUUUCUUGGGGCUUGGGAACAAUGGCAAGGGCAAUGAGAAGCAGGCUGCCCUCGCGACUCAUGAGCAGGGGCAUACUCCUUCUUACCCAGUUGAUGCAUCUUGGUACAUGGAUACGGGGGCUACCAAUCACCUGACGAGUGAGAUGGGCAAGCUCUCUACACAGGAGCCGUACCGUGGACACGAUCAGGUUCGCACCGCUAAUGGGGAAGGACCGGGACACGAGGGACGUACUUCUUAG
Molecule: messenger RNA, 3381 nt
Organism: Triticum aestivum (bread wheat)
Lineage: Eukaryota; Viridiplantae; Streptophyta; Magnoliopsida; Poales; Poaceae
Product: putative receptor protein kinase ZmPK1
Exons: 3
Coding region: 1-3381 (1126 amino acids)
Biological process (GO): recognition of pollen; protein phosphorylation
Molecular function (GO): ATP binding; protein kinase activity
Source: RefSeq, a predicted model, not a curated record